This is a messenger RNA of Mesocricetus auratus (golden hamster), 1239 nucleotides long. It is a transcript of the gene Akr1b10, whose product is annotated as aldo-keto reductase family 1 member B10. The record is from RefSeq and is a predicted model, not a curated record. The transcript has 10 exons. Bases 92 to 1042 code for a protein of 316 amino acids. Gene Ontology annotation, molecular function: aldose reductase (NADPH) activity. NCBI's taxonomy places the organism in Eukaryota, Metazoa, Chordata, Mammalia, Rodentia, Cricetidae. Gene Ontology annotation, cellular component: mitochondrion; cytosol.
CCCGCCUCUUCAUCCAAGACAUAAAGUCGCCACCAGCCUCCUUAGCCGGCACACGGACAUCUGCUCUCUCCGGAAGCUUUUGGCAGCCACCAUGUCCACCUUCGUGGAGCUCAGUACCAAAGCCAAGAUGCCCAUCGUGGGCCUGGGCACCUGGCAGUCUCCCCCAGGCCAAGUCAAGGAAGCCGUGAAGGCGGCCAUUGAUGCUGGAUAUCGCCACAUUGACUGUGCGUACGCCUAUCAGAAUGAGAGUGAAGUAGGGGAAGCCAUCCAAGAGAAGAUCAAAGAGAAGGCUGUGAAGCGGGAGGACCUCUUCAUCGUCAGCAAGCUGUGGUCCACCUGCUUUGAGAGAAAGCUGCUAAAGGAGGCCUUCCAGAAGACCCUCACCGACCUGAAACUGGACUAUCUGGACCUCUAUCUUAUUCACUGGCCACAGGGACUUCAGCCUGGAAAGGAGUUAUUCCCCAAAGACGAUCAAGGCAACAUCCUCACCAGCAAAAUAACGUUCCUGGAUGCCUGGGAGGUCAUGGAGGAACUGGUGGAUGAAGGGUUAGUGAAAGCCCUGGGCAUCUCCAACUUCAACCACUUCCAGAUCGAAAGGCUCCUGAACAAGCCUGGACUGAAACAUAAGCCAGUGACCAACCAGGUCGAGUGUCACCCGUACCUCACUCAGGAGAAACUGAUCCAGUACUGUCACUCCAAGGGUAUCACUGUCACAGCCUACAGCCCCCUGGGCUCUCCAGCUAGGCCUUGGGCCAAGCCAGAAGACCCUUCACUCCUAGAGGACCCCAAGAUUAAAGAGAUUGCUGCAAAGCACAAGAAAACCCCAGCCCAGGUCCUGAUUCGGUUCCACAUCCAGAGGAACGUGGUGGUGAUCCCCAAGUCUGUGACACCAGCGCGUAUACGUGAGAACUUCCAGGUCUUUGACUUCCAGCUGAGUGACCAGGAGAUGGCCACUAUCCUCAGCUUCAACAGAAACUGGAGGGCCUGCCUGCUGCCUAGCACAGUGAACAUGGAAGAAUAUCCCUACAAUGCAGAAUACUGAAGGCAACCCUUAAGUCCUCAUGCUGGUCCAGGGCAGACUGCGUUCAAGAAAAUGUGACUCUGAGAAGCAAUCGGACAUUUCUUUCAUUGAUUUGAUCUGACCGAAUGUUUGUCAAAAAAAUCAGGAACUCUGGUAACACUGGAGGACAUAAGGGUAGAACAAUACAAAUUGCAACAUUAAUAAACAUAUCCAACACA